UUAAUUCGCUCAGUAUAGCAUGGCUCGGCUCCUAGUGAUCGGCAUCAACCUAGUGAUCGGCAUCAAGCACCGCUUCCUAGUGAUCGGCGUCACUAUCACCGCUGUUUUUCAACCCUAAUUAUCACAUGGGAUGUCUACAACCAUCUUCUCCACUUGUUCCUUCAUCAUCUUCUUCAGAAGUACGAGAAGCACAAGAAUUGAGAAACAACAUUCUUAAGCAAAUCGAAUACUACUUCAGUGAUGAUAAUCUGGCUAGAGAUGUUUAUAUAAAACAGUAUAUGGGCGACAAGGGUUGGGUUCCGAUUAGUUUGAUCGCCAGUUUUCCACGAGGAAAGAAAGUGAGGCGACGCACUAGUUGGAGUUGACGCCACCAUGCAGCAAUGGGCUCACGAUCUAUGAAGAUAGCUGAUACGGGACGGGCCUCUCGUUGCCGGAUCCAUCACAAGCCCAUAUUUGUACAAUUAUGGAGUUGUUGAGUUAUUAAUAAUUAUUCUCCUAAAAAUCUGAGGUAAAAAAUAAAUUUUAAUGUAAUGAUAAUAAAAACUUGGAAUCGAACCCCGUGCCUCUCCUCGCAAAGAUGAUGAUGAAUUCAUUUUUAGACGAAACAAAAGCUACUUAUUUCUCAAGUCUCCAAAAUCACUGUUCAAACAAGAUUGGAUUGCAUCUCAUCAUUAUCAAAAGCUACCAAAAGUAGGUGACAAAACUCUGUCAAUGUCAACUCAACCAAAAAUUUGUUCUCUUGUGAGUGAAUUAGCAGUGAUAAAUCCCAGCAUGCAGACUAGGGUGGAAGAGAGUGCAAGACAGAAGUGGUGAUAUAGGACAUAUCUUUCCAUAUCUUUGUGCAUCAAAUGUCCCAAUAUUUACUUAAGAAUAGAUAGAUUUAUGUUUAGGGUUGCAAUUCAUAAUUUUGUAGCCUAUAUAUAUAAGCCUGUUCUUGUGAUUUCAAUUAGCAAGCAAAAUGAUUCAUCAAAAUUGUAAUAGAGAGGGGGUGUGGGAAAAACGUUAUGAGCGGUGCCUCAUCUGCUCCUUCUGUAACUCGAGAAUUUGCCACCGCAAACUGUCCCGCACCGCCGAAAACCCCAAUCGCUGGUUCUACACUUGCCCCCAUGACAAGAAGUUUAACAAGUGGGAAGACGAAGUUAAACCCCAUGAAUGGAUCCUCGUGCCUUACUGCGGCGGCUGCGGCGCCGGACUUUGCCGGGUCAAGAGAUUUUUUUCCGGAUCCUCUCCGGGUCGGAUCAUGUUCCUCUGCAGAAUCAAGGAGGGAGAAGGUUCUUGUGGAUAUAGAGUUUGGCAAGACGAGCUACAAGCGAUGGAAGCUCGUGAGGCGGAGGAAAAGAAGAAGAGGGAAGCCGAGGCAGUUGAAGCCAUGAUCAACAACCAGAAUCAGUUUAAUGUUUUGCGAGAGCAUAUCGCUUCUACCAAGGACCGGCUCUUCCAAAUCGAAGCCGAGGUGUCUUGUUGUGAGGUUGAGAUGAGACUUUUGAAGCUUCAGCUUGAGAAAUUAUCUAAAAAUAAGGAGGUGUUGGAGGGCAAACAUUUGAUUGCAUCUAAUGAACUGGAACAGUCUCAGAAACUACUCGAGGAGAAGGAAGCAGAACAAAAUGCUGCAUUCGACAGAGCAAGAGCGUUGCUAGAGGAUAGAAUUGUACCUGCGUAUGUCUAGUUCGUUUUCUUGUAUUGUAGUAUAUCCAGCAUUCGAUAAUUAUUAGGACGUCUAAACUCUAAAUCCUAAACUCUCUUUGUAAUAUAUACCCAGUUCACUUUCUUGUAAUAUUAGUAUCUAACAUUUGAUCA
Molecule: messenger RNA, 1797 nt
Organism: Salvia splendens (bonfire salvia)
Lineage: Eukaryota; Viridiplantae; Streptophyta; Magnoliopsida; Lamiales; Lamiaceae
Exons: 5
Coding region: 959-1666 (235 amino acids)
Source: RefSeq, a predicted model, not a curated record